Truncatella angustata is the source of this 2005-nucleotide messenger RNA. RefSeq lists its product as uncharacterized. Lineage: Eukaryota; Fungi; Ascomycota; Sordariomycetes; Amphisphaeriales; Sporocadaceae. The record is from RefSeq and is a predicted model, not a curated record. The transcript has a single exon. Bases 1426 to 1749 code for a protein of 107 amino acids.
CCGUACUUGCCUGCAGUUACAGACAAGGUUCAAGGCCCAGCUCUCUGUUUUGUUUCAGUGGGACAUGGCUUGGGCCCCAUUGAGCAUCGUGGUUGUAUAUAUAGACGACCAAUGGAUCAGAGGGAAGCUCGCCCACUGUCAUGAACUUUACCUAUGAUUAUCCUGCUCUUUGAUCUCGAUAGCCAACUGCCACGGCGCCACCGUCAAUACCGGCAUCUUAUGACACGCCAAGAUGGCGUCAGGCUUUGACCUUGUCAUUGACAUUGUCAUCCCCGUGCACCGAAGCAGUCAAUGCUUGGUGUCAAAGAUUGUGGAAUACAAAAGUCCAGUUUGACCUGCCGAGCAUGAAGGAGCAUUGAGGCGUAAGCCUGGGGGGCAAUGGCAGUGCUACGAUCUGAUUGGACUAUGCAAUCAUCGUUGACGGCGGGCAUCAGUGCCUGCAUCUGGUCUCGGUAAGAGUAGGUAAAUGCAGGAGGCUCGACAGGAUGGGCGUGGCGCAUUCGACAGCACAUGGAAUUUGACCCUAAUGAACAUGUUCAACGGUCCAGGGAUGAGGCAUCACCAGAGGACACGUUCUCAAGUGGUUUCAUUCAACUCCCAGAACGGCCUCUUGCUGAAUACGCCGAGCAAUCUGCCACCCAGCAAUCUAGGAUGCUUGCUGUGGGCUUGUUACAACUAUACCGUAGAUACAUUUUCUAUGCCCACUGACGGGAACCUGUAUUUGGAAGUAUUGCAAUAUGUCAAUGACUUCGUCGUGACGUUUGGGGGCAAGGAAGUCUGCUCAUAGUGUAUUACGGAGGCCAUGCGUACUAACGGACCCUAUCAGGCCAUUCAGGCGCAAAUACGGACAUUAUGAGCAUCACUUCCCUCUAACCCUAUAGGAUCAUUAGUCUGGUUUCGACAGUGCGCGGCAAAGUGGAGCAGAAUAUCCAAUAUUAUCAUUGUGUCCGAUUCUAGGACAGGAGGAUGCGGAUAUUUUAUUGAUGCUGGGUUGUUGUCAAGCUCUCCCGGUGCCAUUCCAGUCACGCUCCAAAGGUGUCAUCGUAGCGCUUCGCCGCUACAGGGUUUCGAGAAUGAAGCUAUCACAGCUGAGCCUUAUGUAGACCCCUUUACGCACGGUUUAAUUACCGUUCUACGAGAAUUUGCUCACUAUCACUCACCUGUCCUACUGAACUUGCUUCGCUCUCGCCCAGUUAGCAGAACACAGGAACAUGAAACAACUUUGUUGAAAGACUACAACUGAAUCAUUGGCUACGACUAACACCGAUAUCAAAGAUUUCGAAACCGCCGACGAGUCACCUUGGAAUGUUGAUAAUGAGAUGGAUGUACUCGUAGCCGUAAGACUCAAUGGUGGCGAGUUAAACGUGGAAGCCUGGGCUCAGUUGUUCUUGCGGAUACCCCCCCGAGGCUGGAAAAGUCAAGUUCAUGACAAGGGUUAAAUGUGAAGGGGCAUACACAAGUCUUCCGAACCUAUUUAUUGCAAGAGUACCUGUGUGUAUUUGGAACCUGAUGCCCAAAUACCCGUCUGUAUCGUUUAUUGGGUACAUAUGCGGUGCAAACAUGGCAGCCACGAUCAACCAAGGGGCGCAGCAGAGUGCACCAUCAGAUUUUUCCAUAUCUGUAGAGACACACGAGGAAGUGAUACACGGGAAGAGGAGGAGGGAAGCAGUCCGGGGCGAUCCGUUACGACCUAUGACCAAGAAACUACAAGACUCAGAUACGGAAAAUGCGCAUGCCAAGCACUGUUGACAACAUUCGUAACGUACACAAAUUAGUACAAGGUUCAAUCAAGCAAGAUGCACCUACCAACGGGCCCCUUUUCGAAGACAGCACGGUUACAAGUAAUUCCAUACCUCUUGAUGAAGAUAUUACCGGCCAAGUUCGACAUAACACAAAGAUUGUUGAAAAGCUGUUAUAACGGUUACGUGACUAACAUUAGCUGCAUUUUGAAUAACGAAUUAAAGGAAAAUAUAGGCAAGGUUUUAAUAUAAUAUUACUUAUUUAU